This is a messenger RNA of Branchiostoma floridae (Florida lancelet), 2653 nucleotides long. RefSeq names its product meiosis-specific nuclear structural protein 1-like. Gene Ontology annotation, cellular component: motile cilium. The coding region runs from base 162 to 1655 and encodes 497 amino acids. The transcript is spliced from 11 exons. The record is from RefSeq and is a predicted model, not a curated record. Lineage: Eukaryota; Metazoa; Chordata; Leptocardii; Amphioxiformes; Branchiostomatidae. Gene Ontology annotation, biological process: cilium organization.
UCAGAGAUCAUGUAACAGUUUUGCCGAUAGGAUUGAAAACGAGGCUCCGGUUGCCGUAAGUUACCAAACAUCUGUCUUGUAUAUUUGGCGGUACAGAUUCGUAAAGAAGUCGUGAACAGUUUUUUGCAAGGAAUUGAGAAACUAUUGACACAUUUUCCACCAUGGCAUCUCUACGGCGCGGUAUGGACCAGGCGUACCAGGACCGCAUGCGGACGGAGAACCGGCGCCAGGAGGAGCUGAGGGAGGACCGGAUGAAGAUGCUGUCCCAGGAUCGGCUCCUGGCGGCCAACAUGGCUAGCGACGAGCGCGUGGAGAACAAACGCUUCAUCCGGCGCCUACAGCAGCAGCAGACGGAGAGGGAGAUGGAGGAAUCACUCGCUAAGGCGGAGGAGUCUCGUAAACUCCGGGAGCAGCAGAUGGAGCAGGAGGAGCGUCUGGCGAGGGAGAUGGAGCGGAUCAAACUGGAGACCAUGAGAGACGAGAAGAUGAGACAACAGAUCAGGGAGAGCAGUUUGGAGCUGCGUGAGUUAGAACAGAAGCUAAAGGCUGGGUACCUGAACAAGGAGAGGGCUGCACAACUGGCCGAGAAGGAAGCCAUCAAGUACGAUAAAAUGUCUCGAGAGGCCGAGAUUGCCCGGCUGAUGAAGGAGGAGUCGGAGCGAGCGUCCCAGCUGGAGCUGGAGCAGGAGGAGGCUCGGUACCUGGAGAAGAUCCGCUAUCAGCAGGAGCUGGAGAGGCAGCUGGAGGACCAGGAGCAGAAGAAACAACAGGCCUACGAGGAGUUCCUCAAGGAGAAGCUGAUGAUCGAUGAGAUAGUGCGUAAGAUCUACGAGGAGGACCAGCGGGAGAUGGAGAUGAAGCUGGAGAAGCAGCGCGCCACGCAGCGCUUCAUCGAAGAGUUCAAGACCAAACGGGAGGACUGGAAACGGCUGGAGCGCGAGAGAAUGGAGGAGGAGAACAGGAGAAUCCUGGAGUUUGCCUCGGUUCAGCAGGCACGUGAAGAACAGCGUAUGGCGGAGAUGAAAGAACGAGAGGAAGCCAAGGCCAAAGUUCAGUCUGAGCUUGCGAAGAAGGUAGCUGCAGCAAAGGAGGAACAGGAAGAGAUGGAGCGGAUCCGGAUGGAGCUGUACCUGGAGGAGCAGGAGGAGGCGGAGAGACAGAAGGAGAUGGACGAGUUUGAGCGCCGCAUCAGACAGAGGCUGGAGCUGCAGAAAACUCACCGGGAACAGCUGGAGUACAAGAGACUCCGACAGGAGGCGGAGAGAGAGGAGGAGGAAGAGUUCCGUCAGCAGAUGCUGUCCAAGUUUGCGGAGGACGACAGAAUCGAGCAGAUGAACGCGCAGAAGAGACGCAUGAAGCAGCUGGAGCACAAACGUGCCGUGGAGAAACUCAUCGAAGACAGGAGGAAACAAUUCGCCGACGAUAGGGAGCGUGAGUUGGCUGCGCGUAUGGAGGAGGAGCAGGCCCAAGCCUUCCGGCGCCAGAUUAUCGAGGAGGAGCGACAGAAACUGCUCCGGGAGCACGCAGAGAGGCUGCUGGGAUACCUGCCAAAGGGCGUGCUUAGAGACGAGGGAGAUCUCAACAUGUUUGACGAGAAGUUCAGAAAGGCGUACACCGAGAGACAGAUAGAUCCAUACGCAGACAUGUGGGAGUGAGGGCAGUUCAUGGAAUAGCCAUAGUUUCUUUCCAUUAAAGAGGAUAUGAUAAGUUUAUAAUGUCACUAAUGAGGACAUGCAAAUUUCCACAACACUCAUGUGUCCUCUUGGCUUGUAUUGGCAAAUGCACAGAUAAAAAUGAUAGUCUACAGUCAUACUGUACAGAUAUUACAAAUACAAAAUGUACAUUACUGUACAAUGUAUUUUAAGAUAGGCCAACUUUAAGAUAACCGAGAUUGACAAGUAUCUCUGCACAUGUAACAAGAUUAAAGUAGACAUCUACGCAAGAUCCUGUGUACAUUCCAAUAUCAAAUAUGCCUUUUCUUUAAAAAAGUUGUAUAGAAUUGUGUAGAAAUUCAUAAUUUGGCGCAAGUUCACCUUCUUCAACAGUAUACUAGUAUCCUAUAUCAGUUGUGUUCGAAAACAGGGUAUUUAGUAAUAUUGACUGACUGUAAAAUAGUGCAGUUUAAAACCACUGUUCAUUGACUUGAUACCCCUGAAUUUUAAAUACAAUGGAUAUCGUUUAAAAACAAUGGAUAUACCGUCUAAAAACAAUGGGUAUACCAUUAGGUUACCCCAGAGAUAAAGGUGAACUAGACUCCAUACAUACUGCUAUUUGUGUUUAAUUUCUGAGUGUAAACAUGUACAGAUGUUACCGAGAAUAUAGCAAUGUAUUUGGUGAUUUCACAGGCCUUUUGCUGUAGAAAGAUUUCAUGAUUAUAUUUUAUCUCUAAACACCCAAAGUUAAUAUUGCAAACUGUUAUAAAAGUUAGCAACUAACUGUAGAAAAUUGUAAAACACAAAAGAUAGUACCUUUCUGUUAAUAAGGGGCAAAGUCUGUGUUGUAUUAUCCUGUAUAUGUUGGACUGGCUGCGUUUGUAAAUAUUUUCUGCAAUCCUUGGAGGAAAAUUGCACCAGUACAUUUUGGUACUCGGUUUAUUACAUACCUCUAGUCAUGACCAUGGAAUCUGAAUAAAGAUUUAUGUUUAAAGGCUGUU